AUGUCAGUGAAGUCAGAUGGGAAGAGGAAGUGGGCGGCAGUGAGGGGCCAUCUGGGCUCCUCCCAGGACUCAGACACCCAGCUGGAGGCCAACCUGGAGAGUGCCGACCCAGAGCUGUGCAUCCACAUGCUACAGGUGCCCAGCGUGGUCAACUACUCUGGGCUGAAGCGUCGUCUGGAGGGCAGUGAGGAGUCCUGGAUGGUCCAGUUCCUGGAGCUGAGUGGCCUAGACCUGCUGCUGGAGGCCCUGGACAGGCUGUCUGGGAGGGGCUGCUCCCGCAUCACAGAUGCCCUGCUGCAGCUCACCUGUGUCAGCUGUGUCCGGGCCAUCAUGAACUCCUCGUCUGGGAUAAACUUUAUCGUGGAGAAUGAGGGCUACAUCCGCAAACUCUCCCAAGGUUCGACAGCACCUAGGACUGAGGAGAUAUAUAGUGUUUCAUACUUAAUAAAGCUAUGGCAUCACACACACACACUUUCCAUGAAAGGUUCCAUGAAUGAGCCUUAUACUGUAUAUACAGUAUAUAUGCAGUUUAUUAGGUACACCCAUCUAAUACCGGGUCGGCUCCCACUUUUAUCGCCAGAACAGCCUGAAUUCUUUGGGGCAUGGAAACGUUGCUCAAUUGGUAUCAAGGGACCUAACGUGUGCCAGGAAAACAAUCCCCAAACCAUUACACCACCACCAGCCUAUACCGUUGACACCAGGCAGGAUGGGGCCAUGGACUCAUGCUGCUUACGCCAAAUUCUGACUCUGCCAUGAGCAUGACGCAACAGGAACCGGGAUUCGUCGGACCAGGCAAUGCUUUUCCACUCCUCAAUUGUCCAGUGUUGGUGAUCGCGUGCCCACUGGAGCCGCUUCUUCUUGUUUUUAGCUGAUAGGAGUGGAACCUGGUGUGGUCGUCUGCUGCAAUAGCCCAUCCGUAACAAGGACAAAAUAAUAGUGCGUUCCGAGAUGCCGUUCUGUUGUACUGUGCCGUUAUUUGCCUGUUUGUGGCCCACCUGUUAGCUUGCCAAAUUCUUGCCAUUCUCCUUUGACCUAUCAUCAACAAGUUGUUUUUGCCCACAGAACUGAUGCUGACUGGCAGUUUUUUGUUUGUUGCACCAUUCUCAGUAAUCCCUAGACACUGUCGUGCGUGAAAAGCCCAGGAGCCGGCCAUUUCUGAGAUACUGGAACCAGCGCGCCUGGAACCGACGAACAUACCAUGCUCAAAGUCGCUUAGGUCACUUGUUUUUCCCAUUCUAACGUUCAAUCAGUAACUGAAUGUCUCGAUGCCUGUCUGCCUGCUUUAUAUAGCAAGCCAAGGCCACGUAACUCACUGUCUGUAGGAGCGAAACAUUUUCGUGAACAGGUGGUGUACCUAAUAAACUGCCCGCUGAGUGUGUGUGUGUGUGUAUACAGUGGGGAAAAAAAGUAUUUAGUCAGCCACCAAUUGUGCAAGUUCUCCCACUUAAAAAGAUGAGAGAGGCCUGUCAUUUUCAUCAUAGGUACACGUCAACUAUGACAGACAAAUUGAGAGAAAAAAAUCCAGAAAAUCACAUUGUAGGGUUUUUAAUGAAUUUAUUUGCAAAUUAUGGUGGAAAAUAAGUAUUUGGUCACCUACAAACAAGCAAGAUUUCUGGCUCUCACAGACCUGUAACUUCUUCUUUAAGAGGCUCCUCUGUCCUCCACUCGUUACCUGUAUUAAUGGCACCUGUUUGAACUUGUUAUCAGUAUAAAAGACACCUGUCCACAACCUCAAACAGUCACACUCCAAACUCCACUAUGGUCAAGACCAAAGAGCUGUCAAAGGACACCAGAAACAAAAUUGUAGACCUGCACCAGGCUGGGAAGACUGAAUCUGCAAUAGGUAAGCAGCUUGGUUUGAAGAAAUCAACUGUGGGAGCAAUUAUUAGGAAAUGGAAGACAUACAAGACCACUGAUAAUCUCCCUCGAUCUGGGGCUCCACGCAAGAUCUCACCCCGUGGGGUCAAAAUGAUCACAAGAACGGUGAGCAAAAAUCCCAGAACCACACGGGGGGACCUAGUGAAUGACCUGCAGAGAGCUGGGACCAAAGUAACAAAGCCUACCAUCAGUAACACACUACUCCGCCAGGGACUCAAAUCCUGCAUUGCCAGACGUGUCCCCCUGCUUAAGUCCAGGCCCGUCUGAAGUUUGCUAGAGUGCAUUUGGAUGAUCCAGAAGAGGAUUGGGAGAAUGUCAUAUGGUCAGAUGAAACCAAAAUAUAACGUUUUGGUAAAAACUCAACUCAUCGUGUUUGGAGGACAAAGAAUGCUGAGUUGCAUCCAAAGAACACCAUACCUACUGUGAAGCAUGGGGGUGGAAACUUCAUGCUUUGGGGCUGUUUUUCUGCAAAGGGACCAGGACGACUGAUCCGUGUAAAGGAAAGAAUGAAUGGGGCCAUGUAUCGUGAGAUUUUGAGUGAAAACCUCCUUCCAUCAGCAAGGGCAUUGAAGAUGAAACGUGGCUGGGCCUUUUAGCAUGACAAUGAUCCCAAACACACCUCCCGGGCAACGAAGGAGUGACUUCGUAAGAAGCAUUUCAAGGUCCUGGAGUGGCCUAGCCAGUCUCCAGAUCUCAACCCCAUAGAAAAUCUUUGGAGGGAGUUGAAAGUCCGUGUUGCCCAGCGACAGCCCCAAAACAUCACUGCUCUAGAGGAGAUCUGCAUGGAGGAAUGGGCCAAAAUACCAGCAACAGUGUGUGAAAACCUUGUGAAGACUUACAGAAAACGUUUGACCUGUGUCAUUGCCAACAAGGGGUAUAUAACAAAGUAUUGAGAAACUUUUGUUAUUGACCAAAUACUUAUUUUCCACCAUAAUUUGCAAAUAAAUUCAUAAAAAAUCCUACAAUGUGAUUUUCUGGAUUUUUUUUCCUCAUUUUGUCUGUCAUAGUUGACAUGUACCUAUGAUGAAAAUUACAGGCCUCUCUCAUCUUUUUAAGUGGGAGAACUUGCACAAUUGGUGGCUGACUAAAUACUUUUUUCCCCCACUGUAUAUAUAUAUACAGUACCAGUCAAAAGUUUGGAAACACCUACUCAUUCUAGGGUUUUUCUUUAUUUUUACUAUUUUCUACAUUGUAGAAUAAUAGUGAAGACAUAAAAACUAUGAAAUAACACAUAUGGAAUCAUGUAGUAACCAAAAAAGUCUUAAACAAAUUCUUCUUGAGAUUCUUCAAAAAGCCACCCUUUGCCUUGAUGACAGCUUUGCACACUCUUGGCAUUCUCUCAACCAGCUUCAUGAGGUAGUCACCUGGAAUGUAUUUCAAUUAACAGGUGUGUCUUCUUAAAAGUUAAUUUGCGGAAUGUCUUGCCUCAAUGCGUUUGAACCAAUCAGUUGUGUUGUGACAAGGUAGGGGGGUAUACAGAAGAUAGCCCUAUUUGGUAAAAUACCAAGUCCAUAUUAUGGCAAGAACAGCUCAAAUAAGCAAAGCGAAACGACAGUCCAUCAUUACUUUAAGACAUGAAGGUCAGUCAAUACGGAACAUUUCAAGAACUUUGAACGUUUCUUCAAGUGCAGUCGCAAAAACCAUCAAGCGCUAUGAUGAAACUGGCUCUCAUGAGGACCGCCACAGGAAUGGAAGACCCAGAGUUAACUCUGCUGCAGAGGAUAAGUUCAAUAGAGUUACCAGCCUCAGAAAUUGAAGCCCAAAUAAAUGCUUCACAGAUUUCAAGUAACAGCCACAUCUCAACAUCAACUGUUCAGAGGGGACUGUUUGAAUCAGGCCUUCGUGGUCGAAAUGCUGCAAAGAAACCACUACAAAAGGACACCAAUAAGAAGAAGAGACCUGCUUGGGCCAAGAAACACUAGCAAUGGAUAUUAGACCAGUGGAAAUUUGUCCUUUGGUCUGGAGUCCAAAUUGGAGAUUUUGGGUUCCAACCACCGUGUCUUUGUGAGACGCGGUGUGGGUGAACGGAGGAUCUCAGAAUGUGUAUUUCCCACCGUAAAGCAUGGAGGAGGAUGUGUUAUGGUGUGGGAUUGCUUUGCUGGUGACACUGGUCUGUGAUUUAUUUAGAAUUUAACCAGCAUGGCUACCAACCAAUUGAGAUGGUUUGGGAUGAGUCCCAAAUGUAAAUGUAAUGAGUCGGACAGCAGAGUGAAGGAAAAGCAGCCAACAAGUGCUCAGCAUAUGUGGGAACUCCUUCAAGACUGUUGGAAAAGCAUUCCAGGUGAAGCUGGUUGAGAGAAUGCCAAGAUUGUGCAAAGCUGUCAUCAAAGCAAUGGGUGGCUAUUUUAAGAAUCUCAAAUAUAAAAUAUAUUGUGAUUUGUUUAACACUUUUUUGGUUACUACAUGAUUCCAUAUGUGUUAUUUUAAAGUUUUGAUGUCUUCACUAUUAUUCUACAAUCUAAAAAAUAAUACAAAUAAUGAAAAACCCUUGAAUGAGUAGGUGUGUCCAAACUUUUGACUGGUACUGUAUAUAUAUAUAUAUAUAUAUAUAUAUAUAUAUAUAUAUAUAUAUACACACAGUAUAAUACUUAAUAAUUUUUAUUCAGUUGUGCAUAAUUGUAAUCAAAUAUAAAAUCAACCCCAUAAAAUACCUAAGUAGAUUUAGGAAUUUCAAAGAAGUACCAUGGCAACAUGGAACAAUUCAGGUCAGAUAUAGGCCAUUGUGUCAGACAAAGUGUAUGGAGGGGGACACUGUGUGGAGGGACAGUACAUUGCAACAUCUUCACACACACUAACAAACUUAUCACAAACAAAACACUUUUUCGUAAAGGUAAGUUCACGUUACGUUGCCUUUAGAUGAGCCAUAACAUCCUAGAGGACACCAGACAAGGGAGAAGGAGAAAGGUAGGCUGGAAUAUGAGGACAAUGACCAUGUGUACACUGACUGAUGUCUCUGACUAUGUCUUACCACAGCCUUGGACACGUCCAAUACCAUGGUGAAGAAGCAGGUGUUUGAGCUGCUUGCUGCCCUGAGCAUGUUCUCCUCUAAUGGGUAUCGUCUGGCCCUGGAUGCCCUGGACCACUACAAGGCAAGUGUCAUACAGCUAGACAAGCUGUCACUAGUGGACAGAGGCUAUAUACCAUACACCUACAGGAUAAGUGGCCUAAUUCAGAUUUAGGAAGGAUAAUGAGAGAAAAUGAACAAUGUUGGGGGAAACAAUGUGUGUGGUUUUGAUGAAAAUGUACUGAAAUCAGAUAUGACACGUUUUUUGUAACAUGUUAUUUCAGCUCAAAGGAAUCUCAUUAAAUAGGCUAAUUAAAGUCAUUUUUUAUCAUCCCAGACAUUACUGAACAACCAUACACUGUAUGCACCUAGUAUUGCCCUCUAGUGUACAUAUGUUGAACUGCUUAAGUGACUUCAUUGGGUUAUCUAGUAAUGUCCACAGUUGUCAAUACAUUGAUUAAUGUUACUCACUGAUCAACAUUAGAGCAUUAUGGGGAUAGGAGCUGUCCUCACACAGCAGGAGUGAAUGACAUACAGAAUGACUAAUGUGUUACUUUGGCUCCCAGGGUGUGAAGACCCAGCAGUAUCGCUUCAGUGUGAUCAUGAACGAGCUGCAGGCCACAGACAACGUGCCCUACAUGGUCACCCUCCUCAGUGUCAUCAACGCCAUCAUCUUUGGGACAGAUGACCUGCGACAGAGAGAUAAGAUGCGCAAGGAGUUUAUCGGUACAGCGCAUUGUUUAUCUUCACUACUCAGCCACUCAGUUCAUCUGGUCACACGUUGAAACACCAGGGGGAUGAGAAUGCAGAGUAAAUAGGCCAUUUGGCAACAGUUCCAUUGCUAAUCUAUGUCACUGGGUACUUUUAGCUAUAUGCCUGCCAGCAAUCUGUCUCCUCCCAGUGAGAAAAAUGACGGUGAAAAUUAGGUUAAUUUUCGGUUCUGAAUGAAAGUUGAAAAUAUGUAUUUUCCUGAUGUUGGAAAUACAUAUUUUACAGACUUUGAAAAUACGUUAUUAACAUAUGUUAAAAAUACUUAUUUUACGGACGUUUAAAAUACAUAUUUUUUCGGUCAUUGUUUCUAUGGCCAAAUUUCAACCAUACAUAAGUUCACAUACUGUAUAUCUACAUGUCAAUAAAGAAAGCAUUUGAUCACAUUCAACAUUUUGAACUCCAAUUAAAAUAGGAAACUGGAGCAAACCGAAGAUUGCAGAAUGGAAUAUUUAUUAUUCCUCCCAUUUAUCACCUUAGCUUUUUCUAUUUUAGCUUUUUCAAAAGCUUUAGAAUUGGCAGUGAAAAUGUUCAGAGUUUUCAGACUUACACAAUAAAAAACAAUAGAACACUUCAACUACAAAACAUUUCUCAUUAACGGUUACAGAAACGUUUUUCUUGCUAUGACUGUGAUAUGUGGUUGUUUAUUUACCUUAGUUGAAUGCACUGACUGUUAGUUUCUCUGGAUAAGAGUGUCUGCUAAAGGCCCAAAAUGUAAAUGUAAAAAGGAACACUUUCAAACCAUGCUGGGUAUUUUUCUAAUUUGGUUGGUCUGGACCGGACGUCUAUGUCUUAUAAGUUUGGACAGCACAGUACAGUGCAGCACAGUACAGUAGAGCACAGUAGAGUUUAGUUCAGUACAGUAGAGUACAUUACAGUACAGUAGAGUUCAGUUCAGUAAAGUACAGUACAGUACAGUAGAACACAGUAAAGUACAGUAAACUACAGUAGGAUAUAGUACAGUACAAUAUAGUACAUUAUACUGUACUUUACUCUAAUGUGCUCUAGUGUACUGUACUCUACUGUAUUGUACUGGAUCAUACUCUACUUUACUGUACUGUACUGUACUGUACUGUACUGUACUGUACUCUGAUGUGCUCUAUUGUACUGUACUUGUGAAACAUAGACAUCUAUGAUUGGUUCAGAUUUGGUCUAUUGACGUCUAUGUCCGUCCGCGCCCUGGCCUUGAUUUUUUAACGUCCACAGACCAAAAAACGACGUCUAUGGACGCUGAAAUCAAGGCCAGGGCUAACCAAAUUUCAAGCAUAGACUUCGGUGUCAGAACGGUGCUCGUCCCUAAACACUUGAAUCUUGGUCAACCAUCACAUAUUCUGGUUUGAAAGUAGGCCUAUUCAUUUGUAUUUUACAUAGAUGGUGGUACCUGAAUCGUUUUUGGUUUUUGAAAAAUCUGUGUUUUAUCUGGGAAAUCAAGAUUAGGCCUAUAGAUUUGUGUGCUGAAUAUGUUGAAGAAAUAUGGGCAUAGUAGUCCUAUCAACAUUGUAUGUACAAUAUUAUGGUUCUUGACAGGUUACAGUAUUGUCCAGGAACUGGCUUCGAUUUAGGCCUACCUGUUUAUGAUCAGAAGCCAAUAACAGAAGAUUGUCUGAAGUCUGUCAAGUCACCGUUCUCAUCCUUUUGUGAAAUUGCCAUUCACGGAAAAUGUGUAAUGCAUUUUUUUAUUCUUCAAAAAUCCUGUAAAUGUGUUCGAAGUCGUUCCACAUCCCCGUUCCACUGCGGAUUGAUUAAUUAUAUCCCAACUCGCUCACCUGCGAUCAAAAUCACACGCUGAUUCCCAUCACGCAAAUUCUAGUUCACAUUCUGCGGUGUUCCAACUUUGUAAUACUACAAAGUAGGAAACUGAUCAAUUGGGAGGUGGUUCAUUGUUUUUGUCACUGUCUUAUAAAGUUUAUUUUUUCCAGGAUUACAGUUACUUGAUAUACUGCCCAAAUUGAGGUGAGUGCCUUGACUGACUUUCUCGUUUCAUUGUGAUUUAUUUGUCGUGUGCAGAUAAAUGAAAUGCCCAUGCAUUGGUCAAGCGCAAUAACAUUUGAGUGAAAUGUAAAACAAAACUUUUAUUUACCUUAACAUUUAUUAAUUUACUUGUUGAUUUGAUGGUCAAGUGGGAAGUACAUGUAAACAGGCUAUUUGCUCAAUAGACCCUUUUGAAUAAAUUACUUGGUGUGUGUGUGACCUCCAGAGAUGAGGAGGAUGAGGACUUGAUCAUUCAGUGUGAAGCGUUUGAAGAGGCUAUGGUUGAGGAUGAGGAGGAGCUGCUGAGGGUCUAUGGAGGCAUCGACAUGAGCAGUCAUCAGGAGGUGUUCACCACCCUCUUCAACAAAGUGAGCACAGCUGUCAGCUGCGCUACCAUAACACCGCAUGCCACCUUCUCUUAGCAUCAUGGCAAGUACUGUAAACAAUUGAAUUACAAAUGCACUUUAAAUAAGGUUUGGUUGUGUGUUGGUCCACCUCCAGGUGAGCAGCUCUCCGUCAUCUCUCCAGCUGCUGUCCAUCCUACAGGCCCUGCUGCUGCUGGGGCCCGACAGGGCUGGCAUCUGGCAGACCCUGGAGGCCCUCACUAACAGGGCCAUACUGCUGGAUCAGGACUGUGAGUCCUCUGAGGCAAUAAGUUGUCCCCUAAGAGAGUUAUGGGUAAAGGACUGGAGUCUGGGUGAAUGUCGACUAAGAUCAAAAGUGCAUAGAUUGUAUUUAUUUUUGGUAGAAUUCUGUAGAUUUCAGUGUUUGUGUAUGAUUCUGUGCUCCAGCACCAAUGGACUCCUGUGAGACGAUUAUGCAACGCCUGGUGUUCGCCAAGCGCAGGAACGCUGGUGUCCAUGCUGUGGAUGGUCUGCCACCCAAGAAGAUUGAUAAGGCUGUUCAGACUGAUAUGGUGGACGAUGACCAAGAGAGACUGACCAAAUGCCCCACAACCUCCCAAGUGUCUUCUCCUCCCCCACCCCCACCCCUUCCACCUUCCCUACCUCCCAAUAUGAUGGGACCAGGGCCCCUUCAGUGCACACCUCCCCCUCCUCCACCCGCCUCUCUGACACUACCACACACAGGAGAUGGAGUACCCCCACCACCUCCACCUCUUCCAGCAAUGGGGGUGCCCCCAGGGUGCACACCCCCACCCUUGCCCGCCAUGCCUCCACCACCACCACCUCCUCCUCCUGUCAUGGGUGGCAUGGUGGUGGCCCAAAGUAGCCAAUCCCUGGGGUGUGCCUGUGCUGCCUCCUCCAAGGCAGGCCGCUGCCCCACCCUGAGGAUGAAGAAGCUCAACUGGCAGAAGCUCAGAGCUGUCACUGGUGAGUGAAAAACCUUGACAUCUCUUUAAUGAACCUCCCCUGUGUUUACAGAGGCAGUCUGCUCUAUUUCAGAGGGGAAAAGAUUGUCUGAUAGUACAGCAUAGAGAAUAAUUGUAUUAGGUCAUUCCAGAUGUGUUGUGGUUAUUCUCUUGCUCCUUUCACAAAACACACAGAUGGUCAUUCCAUGUGGACCUCUGCCCAGAAAGACGCUCCUCGGGAGCCCAACUACUCCAGCAUUGAGCAGCUGUUCUGUCUCCCGGUGACCGAACACAAAGACAAGGGGGCAGCUGCUCAUGUCAAGAAGGAGCCUAAAGAGGUGCAGUGGUCAACACUCACUACAGCGCUCAUAUCUGGAGCACACCAAAAACAUGGCUCAUUAUGAAUCCUAAAACAACAACCUCCCUAACAAAAUAUUUGUUCCCCUCUUCUCUUUACAGAUCUCCUUUAUUGACGCAAAGAAGAAUUUGAAUUUGAACAUAUUUCUCAAGCAAUUCAAAUGGUAAUGUAAUUUAUCAUCAAGUUGAUAUUGAUUUCAAUGUUGUUUUUACCCCAUUGAGCUGACUUGUUUUUCUCCAUGCUCCUCUAUCUAGCUCACAUGAUGAGUUUGUGUCCUUGAUUCAGAAUGGGGAUCGGACAAAGUUUGAUGUGGAGGUGUUGAAGCAACUUAUUAAACUCUUACCUGAGAAACAUGAGGUUGGUAUAAGGUGUACUUUCCUAAUUUCUCUUCAUAUAUAAAACAGGGUAAUGUUUACUUUUUUGUAUUAGUUAUAUUCUUUUGAUAUUGAAUAUUGCACUGUUGGGUAGGGCUUGCAAAGUUAAGCAUUGAACAAUUUGAGGGUAAUGACUGAUCUGAAGCACUCUCUUUUUUCUCUAUCUAGAUAGAAAACCUGAAAUCCUUCCAGGGAGAAAAAGACAAGUUGGCCAAUGUUGACCGAUUCUACAUCUCUAUCCUGGCUGUACCAUGGUAACUGCUAUUCCUCUCCUCGCUUUCAACAUUUCUGGCACCUCACAGGAUACUUUGUGUGGAGAUUCAUCUUUGGCUGUGAUCAUUAACAGAAUCUGGUUUCUGUGUUUUUGUUUGGCACUUCCUUGAAUUGUCUUGCUUAAUUCCCUAUGGCAUCUCUUCCCUCCCUAUACCAUCCCUACUUCGUAUCCCCUCUCCCGCUCUUUCUCUUGUGCCUCCCCACAGUUACCAGCUGAGGAUAGACUGCAUGCUGCUGUGUGAGGAGACAGCCUCCAUACUGGACAUGCUCAAGCCCAAAGCAGAGGUGGUUGAAGCAGCAUGCCAGUGUAAGUCAACACCAACUUCCCUGUAUAAACACUCAUUUUACAGUGACUGCUCUAUUCAUCAAUUACAUAUUUGUGAAAGCUAUCAGAGGACACUGUAAGGUUGAUUAUGAACUAUUUUGUUUGUUGGAAAUAUCAACAGAGCGAGACUAACCACUGUUUUAUGUAGUACAAAUUGUUGCUUGUGCUGGAAAGGUUUUAUCUAUUCAAGUUGGAGAUGCAGGUCUAUCGAAUCAUAGUUUUUGUGUUGGUUUUUCAAACAUUUUGCAUAGAAUGUUUCAACAUUUAAAAAAAUUCCCCCUCAGGUCUCAGAGUGAGCACUCUCAUGCCCAGUUUCUGCAGGCUCAUCCUUGAUGUGGGAAACUUCCUCAACUAUGUAAGUAAGGACUCUCCAAAGGAUGGCAUUCUACUCAUCCAAAAACAGCACUUAUGCAGUCUGAAAAAAACUCCUGACUGUUUGUUCACAGGGAUGUCACACAGGGAACGCUGAGGGCUUUAAAAUCAGCUCCCUGCUGAAGCUGACUGAGACUAAGGCCAACAAGAGCCGCAUUACCCUGCUCCAUCACAUUCUAGAGGUAACACUAUCAUAAAUAAGGAUGAGCUUUUCUGAGAAUAAAAGCUACUGUGUGGUCAGUGCUAAACUCCUGACUGAGCAUUUUGUUUACAGGAAGCAGAGCUGAACCACCCAGAGCUAUUGGACCUCCCUGACGACAUUGAGAUUUGUGAAAAAGCAGCUGGGUAUAACAUCCUUUUAUUAAAAAAUAAAUAAAAAUGUUUUAUUAUGAGCUCUGCAAUUGAUACAUAAAUGAUUUAAAUUACAUCAAAAAUUGUAAAUAUACAUUUUUAUCCUUCAGAAUCAACCUGGACUCCAUUCAGGCAGAAGCCAGUGCCUUACUCCAUCGACUAAAAGAAGCAUCAAAGAAAGUCUCUAUCUCUGUGGAUGAUGUAAAGCAGCAGUUCACAAAGGUAUUUGAGGUAUGGAACCAGUGAAUUAGAUUAUAUUGUGGAUCAAUGCAUCACAAUAUUGACAAGAGUUAGUGUUUUUUUUUUAUUCUUUGGAGGAGGUCAACCAACUAUACAAAGUUGUUCUUUAAGGCAAUGGUUCAACUGCUUGUUUCCCUCCCCAAGAAAAACCUGGAGGCCUGCCGGGAUUUUGAGGACAGUUUUUUGGAGAUUGUGAGGAAGAAGGGUGACCUGGCCCUCUACCUGUGUGAGGAUGUCAACCAGCUCUCCCUGGAGGAGCUCUUCGGCACCAUCAAGACCUUUCGGGGACUUUUCAUCAAAGCCUUAAAAGUCAGAGGAGCACAUCACAAAUAGACGGAAUUCCACAAGUUUAGAUAGCUGCUAAUAAUGCAUACUGAUUUCCAUCACUAGUACACUGAAGAUAAAGGUUUUCUAUGGAGUAGCCUGGUGUAAUCUCUUUCGCAAUGUUCUAUUUACACCCACAGGAAAACAAAACCAGAAAAGAACAGGCUGUGAAGGCGGAGAAAAGGAAGAAGCAGCUUGACGAGGAGGAAUCCAAAAGACAGAAGGGGGAGAACGGAAAAAUAAGUGAGUUCUACUGAUAUCUCCUCUGUCAAAUGAGUCCAACUAUGUUUUGUAUUCACACUAAGAUGAUAAAGCGUAGCCAGCCAUGUGGUGUCUUAAUGUCUCUCUUUCUCUAUCCUCUGUCACCAGUCCGGAAAGGACCCCCGCCACAGGACGAUGGCUGUAUUAUCGACCACCUUCUUGCUGAUAUCCGGAAAGGCUUCCAUCUCAGGAAGACGCGGCCCAGGUGCGAAACGGAAAGCCCCCCCUCUAGUGAAAUGAAUAGGAAAACGGGCCAGCCCGGUAAGGACAAGACGACUCUGACUCUGUCCUGCCUCCAGCUCCGCUCCUACUCUCCUGCAUUGAACCAUAACCAGGCUUCCAUUUGUGCUUUUGUGCAGCCACUACUACUACCACCAAUUACACUUGCUUAAUUUAACCAAGAAUGUGUGCUUGGUCAUGCUUCUUUGUGUAUUUUCUUAAGAAACACCACUUGCUAGAUUCAAACAUUGCCUGCAUUAAGAAUGAUGACAUGUUUGGAAUGUCUGGUACAGUAGACCUGCUCUUCCUAUCUAUCUUCAUACAUUAACAGAACCUCCUUCUCCUCUGCAGGAUCAAGUGUCAAGCCUGUAAUAGAAGAAGCCAAAGCCUCGGUCUCAGAAGCCUCCAGCACUCCUAGUCCCACUCAACCCCAGGCAGAGGAGAGGGCCCCAAGAGAAGGAAUGAAUGGUCCCAGCAAACCCCAAGAAAAAACAGCUUUUUCAAGCCUUCCCACAAACAAUUUACCAACACAGGAGAUACCGGGAAUGGGUGUCCUACAUAACACCCCAAGCCUCUCUACCUUCACAGAUGCAGACCUGCCUGAAAUCAACCAGAUGGUAAUGGAGGACUUGAUGCCUGAAUGUCCACAGAGCAAUGGAGAGAGUCACCUUAAUGGAGCCUGCACACUUCCUGUCACUGAUAUGGACAUGGUGAUAGAGAGUAAUGGUGAAAGCAACCUGAUAGGAAAAAAAACCAUUGGCCAAGAUGAAGUUGGAGGUAAGAGCAGCAGCAUGAUGGUAAAGACUUUUGGACAAGAUGAGGCUGGGGAUGACAUGAUGGUGAAGAUGGUGGCACAGGAUGAGGGUGUAACUAAUGGACACCCAGACACCAAUGGCAGCACAGACACCAAUGGCAACACAAACACCAAUGGCAACGUACCUUUAGUCAGUGCGGCUGAAAGCGGAACGGCGUGCGAUGUGCCCGAUGGAGUGGACUCUGAAGAUCUGCUCUCAUCAGUAUCCGAAGCUCUGCCUGCAUCUGGAACCCUAAAACCAGAGGAUAAGAAACAGCAGAAGCUCUUUGGAAGUAACAAAAAGAAGAAUAAUGGAGGUAAUGUAUUCAUUCAUUAUAAUAAAGAUCAUGUUUGGAACUGUGGUCUCCUGAAGUGUCUGAGAGGGAGAUUUCUCCCUUUUUUUAUG
Molecule: messenger RNA, 13226 nt
Organism: Coregonus sp. 'balchen'
Lineage: Eukaryota; Metazoa; Chordata; Actinopteri; Salmoniformes; Salmonidae
Source: the annotation of a GenBank genome assembly